Messenger RNA from Lineus longissimus, 4555 nucleotides. RefSeq names its product 2-hydroxyacylsphingosine 1-beta-galactosyltransferase-like. The record is from RefSeq and is a predicted model, not a curated record. The transcript is spliced from 2 exons. Gene Ontology annotation, molecular function: UDP-glycosyltransferase activity. Bases 1675 to 3354 code for a protein of 559 amino acids. Lineage: Eukaryota; Metazoa; Nemertea; Pilidiophora; Heteronemertea; Lineidae.
UUCACAUUAAGGAAGAUUUAGGACUACAUAUAUAGACCUCAAGCAGCUGAAGAGUUUUUGAAAUAGAGCCUGAACCAAGGAAAGAAUAUGCCUCCUCGAAAAGGUAGAGCCUCCCCCACUGACUACGCCCCUAUUUUUCACGAUUGAGAAGACCCAGCCCGUAGUCAGGGCUAAAAAUUAGCGCGUCGAAGGAGGAAAAAACGUGCCAACCAUGCUUUGCAAAAUAUGCCAGAGUGACUUGCUAAAAAGGAACCUGAAGAGCAAAGUUUCGGCAGUCUCGAAAACUUUGCGGGAGAUCCGGAGUUUUUAGCAAAUAUUGUGCUGUUUUUGAGUUGGUUUGCGUGUGCCUUUCCCAAUACAACCACGCAAACUUUGCGCGAUGAUCUUGCAUGGUUGCUAACAUUUGCUUGGGUUUAGCGAUGCAUUGCUUUCAUAAAUAUGAAAAAUAAAAUCUUUUUAGUUUCAGCUGGUUUCAUGACGUUGGUAUGUACAAUUUCUCAAGAUUUGGAUGUAAGGUACUUUAUGAAAUAUAGCCCAGCGAUUGAUUCGCUUGGGUACCCGCAAAUUUUGCGAGCUAUUCGUAAAUAUGGCGCUAGGUCGUGUUUGACUAGGUAUAACAUUAUAUAUGUCGCGUGAAUAAUUUUGUCGUACUGUCAAAUUGUAGAGACGCCUAUUGGUGGCUUCGUGUAACUCAAUCUGACCGACCUGGCACCCGCCUUUUGACUAACUUAAAGGUUCAGUGUGCAGGCUCACCGGCGUGUAGAAACUCAGCAUCUCAUACCGAUUGGCCAGCGCAGAACUGGGGUGAGCAACGCAUACUCGCUCAUAGGAGAGCACAAAAGAAGAUGAUGAUGUUCUUCAUUCGUAUUUAUUAUCAACAACACGUGAAAUACAUUGUAGAUAUAACUGUAUACAUUAUUUAUGAAGUUAUUCAAAGCUAGUAAAUCAUCGGAAAGUAAUAUUGGCCGACAAGUGAUGAACGUGUCCGAAUUUGUUUAUCUAAUCAAAAGUGUACAUUAUACUGAUCGAAUACUCAAUCGGUUUUUUUUAUGACCAGCUAUCAUUUACAAAUAGCCUAGCAAUAUCCUGUUUCAUUAUAUCCAUACAUACCUUUCAUAACUUAUAGGCUUAUAUCGAGCUUUUAACACUAUAGAGCUUGUCAAGACGUCGAGACGGGCUUCAUGCUAUAACACUAUAGUCCAUUCGUAAAUGUUACGCCUGCAUCGUUUGGCGCUCUGGAUGGCGAACUACUGGUGGGAUUUCUUGGACUUAACCUCAAAACCAAGCAUGCUCUUUUCACUUUAGUAUCCAUGGUAACGAAAUAAUUUGUUUAGCAUGCAUUUGUGUACAUUGCACUGAAUUCGGACAUUUUCCGCUCAGUACGGUUUAUUUCUCGACGAAUCUGGAUGAAAUGUUCAGGUUAUUAUUUUUGGUAUCCCUCUUCUCAUGUACCAAGAAUGAAUGAAAAAUAUCCAGAAACACUAUAUGGUCUAUCCAGGGUGACAAUAGGACUUCGCUGAAGAAUUUUAUUUAUUUCUGCACUGAGAAUGCUGAACGCCAUAAAUCCUGUUUAGGUUUGAGGCAAGGAUCAAUAAUAACCCAACUCUAAAGAAAUCCGACCAGUAUAGUUCGCCCUCCAGAGCCCUGCAAACGAUACGGACAUAAGAUUUACGAAUGGACUUUAGUAGAGCAUAUUGGGCUGGUAAUAAAGCAUGUAUAUGUUUGGUUCUCGGCUCAAAAGUCAAGUUGUUCUUAACCGCAUUGGAACAGACCUUCACUAGUGGAAAGAGAGCUGCUGAAACAAGGUUCACCAGUUGCAAGAUGAAGGGAAUUUUCGUCCUAGUCCUUCUGUGGGGGACUUCCUUCUCACUUGGUAAGAAAAUCCUCCUUCUCCCGCUAGUGACCAGGAGCCACGUUCUACAGUUGAGUUCAGUCGGAGAUGGGCUUCUGAAGAAGGGCCACGAAGUCCACAUAGUGGUCCACUCAGGUCUGAAGGUCCCCAGUAAUAUCCUAAAGUCGGGCAUGAAAAUCAUACGAUACAAAACUAGUGAUGAAGAAUUAAAAAUGGACACUGUUGAGUUCCAAAAGAGCCUGGCUGAAGAAGGGGUGACUCCCGUAAAAUUCCGCAAUAUGUUGAAGAUCAUGUGGACAGAUAGUGAAAACAUGGCUGACAACCCCGACCUAAUUGAAAAGUUGAGAAAAGAGAAGUUCGACUUUGCAGUUGUGGAUAGCCCAGGUGGGUGUAUGUCCUGCCUUUACACGAUUCCAUAUAGACUGGGAAUAGAACAUGCAUCCAUAAGUCCAGUUAUGCCGUUCAAGACCUUGGCGAUGUCACUACAAGUUCCGUUUUUGAAUCCCUCACAGUUAGACCCAACAUUUUCUAUGGUUUCCACCUUCUGGCAGCGUCUUAAAUCGUUCUUGUAUUUCAACAUGAUAUCAGCGGUAUCGACGUGGACAUUUGAUGAGAGGAGAUUGAAAGCUACUUGUGAAACCCCGUUUGAGUCGCUCCAUGAUUUGAUGAUGAAGACACACCUUUGGCUGAUCGACCUCGACCCUUUGGUGGACGUGCCAAAACACCUGGCCCCAAAUAUGGUCAACGUUGGCGGCAUUGUAACAAGCCCACCGCUUCCAUUAGAAGAAGAGUUUAAAGUUUUUGCUGACAGCGCCACUGAGGGGUUGGUGGUCAUCACAUUCGGAGGAAGCAUCGGCUUCCUUCCCGUUGAAUAUGUCAACAGGAUCGUUCAGGCCGUCGAGAAGGUCAAGUACAAGGUCGUAUUCAGGCAAUUGACAAAACCAACGGUAAAAGUGCCUGCAAAUUUAAAGAUUGUUGACUGGGUGCCUCAGAAUGACUUAUUGGCUCACCCGAACACCAAAGUCUUUGUCACUCAUUGCGGCAGCAAUGGCCAGCACGAGGCAGUGUAUCACGGAGUCCCAAUGCUGGGGCUUCCGUUAUGCACUGACCAAAUCUACAAUGCUGCAAAACUCACCGCCAAAGGCCUAGGGAGAUAUCUGACACUCGCAACUGUCACCCCAGAGGAGCUAGCAGCCGCCAUUGAAGACGUCGCAACCAAUCCAAGGUACCGCGCGAACAUCCAGAAGGCUUCCACGAUCUUCAAGUCCCGUCCAAUGGCACCUCGAGAGAGGGCAGCGUACUGGAUCGAACACGUUAUGGAACACGGCUCGGAUCAUCUUCAGGCUUACACGAAUCAGUUGGCCUGGUACCAGAUUCUCCUGCUGGAUGUUAUGGGUUUCAUACUCGUGGUCGUGUUGUUAGUUUGUUUCAUCAUUUACAAGUGUGUGAGGUUUAUAUGCAGAAGAUGCACUAGUACAUCACGGAAGGAAAAGGUAAACUAAAACUGCAUCACGAACAGGAUGAUAUGUAGGAAACGUCUCCCAAAACGCUGGCGAGGGAUUCUUUCUUUCUACCACGGUAAUUCUUGUGUAUAAAAGGUCAAGGAAAGCAGGUCGCCUUAUCACUUGCUGGUUGAGCAGCACAGUGAGAGGUUCUGAAAGUACAUAACGUCGUGCAUUAUGAUACUAUGCACUAGAAGCUAGCUUGAUGAGUCAUCACUUGAACCCAGGUUUCGAGAGUUGGGCUUUAAGGACUACUUGGCAUUGUUUCCAGAUACUAAUGAAACAGAGCUUCACAUUAAGCAAGAUUUAGGAUAAUAUGUAAUUAUAUGGAUCAGAAGCAGCUGAAGAGUUUUUGAAACGUAGCCUAAACCAAGGAAAAAACAUGCUUCCUCGAAAAGGCAGGAUUGCACAUACGUCUUGCGAAAAGAAUGUUUAUUUACUUGGGAAUAAUUUUUACAGACAUGUAUCAACGAGUUCAUACUUCAAAUCCAUUUGAGAGGGACAGGGGCAGAAGAUAGGCAACGACAUCAAUGUUAUUGUUGGAGGGAUUGACUGUAGUGAGAAGGGAGAUUUUCCAUUAGAAUAGUAGUCUCCAUUUUUCAGGGGCGUAGCUGACGGGGGAAGAGGAGAGGGCAUUGGGUGCAAAUGACCCCUCCAGAAGUCACCAAAAAAGUGUUGCAUGGUCUCAAAAAUUUGCUUGGGUUUAGCGAGGCAUAGCUUUCAUGAAUAUGAAAAAUGUGAAAUAUUGCUAUGCGAUUGAUUUGGGUACCAGCAAACGUUGCGAGCCAUUCGAAAUGGCCCUAGGUCGUGUUUGACUAUAGGUAUUACAUUGUAAAUACAUUCCUCGUAUACGCGUGAAUAAUUUUGUCGUGCUGUCAAUUGGGAGAGACCCCUAUUGGCUGCCUCAUGUAACUCAAUCUGACCUACCUUCCACCCGCCUUUUGACUACCUUUAAAGGUGGAGUGUACAGGCUCACUGGCGUGUAGAAACUCCUUGACGCAUACCAUUCCAAUCCCGAUCUACCAAUUUGCCUGUGCAGAACUGGGGUUCGCUCAUAGAAGAACGCACAAAAAGAUGAUGAUGUUCCUCAUUCGCAUUUAUUAUCAACAACACGCGAAAUACGUUGUAAAUAUGACAGUGUACCUUAUUUAUGAAACUACAUGUAACAAUAGCUUCGUUAAUCAUAACAUGAAACCUCUAU